AUGAGUCUUCCGCCUCCUGGCAUCAACCAAGCAUUCUGCGACGUAUCCGCGCUUGAAGCUGGCUAUGUCACGGCACCUCUCGCAUGCUUCCUGACCGAUGUGGGCGACGACGAGUUCUUCACCGUACCCACCCUCUCCUUCCUCGUCCGUCAUCACGCCAACGACGACACCGUCAUAUUUGACCUAGGCCUCCGCAAAGAGUGGAAGAAAUUGCCGCCUGGACUCGUGAGCUACUUCACUGAACAGCUCCACUUCCAGCUCAAUAUCAAGCAAGAUGUCGUCGACUCGCUCGCCCAAGGCGGCACGAAGCCCUCCGACAUCAAGCGCGUCUUCAUCUCUCACCUACACUUCGAUCACUUCGGUGAUGCCGCACUCUUCCCGACUUCGCAAUUUUUUGUGGGCGAGGGCGGACGUGCUCUGGUCGCCGAUGGGUAUCCCAAGAACCCUAGCUCAUUCCUCCCUAUAGACCUGCUCAACGCGCUCCCGAAGGAGCGCACGAGGUUCCUGGACGUCGCGAGCGCGCCUGCGCUCGGGCCGUUCCCGCACGCCCUCGACUUCUACGGAGACGGCAGCCUGUACAUCGUCGACGCGCCGGGGCACCUCCCGGGCCACAUCAACGUGCUGGCGCGUACGUCCGCGGACGGGGGGUGGAUCUACCUCGCUGCGGACAGCGUGCACGACUGGCGGAUCAUGACCGGGGAGGGGAAGAUUUCGACGGAGCCGUUCUGCAUCCACGCCAAUAAGGCGCAGGCGGAGGUGACCAUAGAGCGGAUCAGGGAGGUGAACAAGAUCCCGAGAGUGAGGGUGUUGUUAGCGCACGAUCGGCCGUGGUAUGAUCUGAACAAGGGCGGGGAUGCUUACUGGCCUGGAGAGAUCAAGUCGCUGUAGCUGGCUGGAGUGUUGGACUUUCUCGAAGGCCGCGCAUAUGUAGCCUAUAGCAGAGUUUUGGAUAGCCAACUUGACUGGAAUGG
This is a messenger RNA of Dichomitus squalens LYAD-421 SS1, 971 nucleotides long. Its product is annotated as Metallo-hydrolase/oxidoreductase. Lineage: Eukaryota; Fungi; Basidiomycota; Agaricomycetes; Polyporales; Polyporaceae. The coding region runs from base 1 to 888 and encodes 295 amino acids. The transcript has 2 exons. The record is from RefSeq and is a predicted model, not a curated record.